Manihot esculenta (cassava) is the source of this 2202-nucleotide messenger RNA. RefSeq lists its product as uncharacterized. Gene Ontology annotation, molecular function: nucleic acid binding; RNA-DNA hybrid ribonuclease activity. The transcript has 5 exons. The record is from RefSeq and is a predicted model, not a curated record. Bases 1 to 2202 code for a protein of 733 amino acids. NCBI's taxonomy places the organism in Eukaryota, Viridiplantae, Streptophyta, Magnoliopsida, Malpighiales, Euphorbiaceae. Gene Ontology annotation, biological process: DNA integration.
AUGGCAGCAAUGACUUUAAUCCGAGGUCACGCCUCAAGCUUCGCGUGGAAGCCAUCCAAUAUGCCGGGAAUAGACCCUGAGGUGAUGACCCACAAGCUGAACGUUCUCCCUGGGGCAAAACCUAUAAAGCAAAAGAAGAGAGUGGUUGGGAAGGAAAAGCAGCAGGCUACCAGGGAGGAGGUACAGAAGUUAGAGGAAGCAAGAUUCAUAAGGGAAGUCAUGUACCCGCAAUGGUCGGAUGAGGAAAAGACUUCAUUCAUAACAGAGGAUGGAACCUAUUGUUACAAGGCCAUGCCUUUUGGGCUAAAAAAUGCGGGGGAGACGUAUCAGAGGCUGAUGAAUAAAAUUUUCAAGGGACAGAUAGGAAGGAACGUGGAGGUGUAUGUGGAUGAUAUGGUAGUAAAGAGUCAAACGUUUCAGCAACACUUGGUAGAUCUGAAAGAAGUGUUUGGGGUGCUGGAGCAAUACAGAAUGAGGUUGAACCCAGCCAAGUGUGCUUUCUUUAUCAGAGGGGAAAAAUUCCUAGGAUACAUAGUCAGCGGAAAAGGUAUUGAGUCAAAUCCAGAAAAAGUGGAAGCCAUACUAAAAAUGCCCGAGCUGACCUACUUGAGAGAUGUACAGAGGCUCACAGGCAGGGUAAUAGCACACAACAGAUUCAUGUCAAAAUCAGCAGAGAAAUGCCUGCCAUUCUUCAGGAAGCUAAGAAAAGUCCCAGACUUUGAAUGGACUGAGGACUGCCAGCAAGCUUUCAGAAACCUUAAGCAGUACCUCAGUUCACCACACGUACUCAGUAGUCCCAUAGCUGGGGAGGAACUUCUUAUUUACUUGAUACUUAAACAUAGAGAAGCUGGCAUACGCCUUGUUGCUGGCAAUAAGAAAAUUCAGGGUAUACCUGGAAAGCCAUCAAGGAGUGAGUAUCGACCUCAGAAAACCAUCAAGGCCCAAGCUCUCGCUGACUUUUUAGCAGAGUGCUCCUUCAAUGAAGAACAAAUGAAACCUGACAGCAUAACAGAGGAAGGGAAGGGGGAGCAGCUCGUGCAAAAGUUCAGCUGGAAGCUGUACGUAGAUGGGGCAUCUAGUGGUGGAGGCUGUGGCGCAGGAAUAAUGUUGAAAGGACCCGGAGAGUUCAAAGUUUGUUAUGCCCUACGAUUAGAGUUCGGUGCUUCCAAUAACGUGGUAGAGUAUGAGGCCUUAAUAAAUGGGAUGUUGAUAGCAAAAGAAGUAGGGGUGAUCGACCUCGUAAUAAACAGUGACUCCCAACUGGUAAUCAACCAAGUGACUGGAGCAUACCAAGCAAGGGAUCCCACUAUGCAAAAGUACCAAGCAAAGGUAAAAGCUGUAGAAACUGAGCUCGGCGAGCAAGGAGUUACAGUGCGGUAUCAGAGAAUACCUAGAGAAGAGAAUGGAGAAGCAGACUUGCUCAGCCAUCUGUCUAAAGAAGAAUUGGAACAACUCCCAUACAAGGUGUACAUACAGCACAUCAGCACCCCUGCCUAUGAGAAACCCGCCGAAAUAAUGGAAAUUGGAGAAGGAGAGAACUGGAUGACCCCAUACCUGGAAUGUUUAGAAAAGGGAAAACUCCCUGAAGAUAAAGCUGAGGUAAGGAAAAUUGCAGCCCGAGCCGCCAAUUACCAAGCAGUAAGGGGAACCCUGUACAGAAGGGGGAAAUCUAGCCCAUGGCUACGAUGUGUAGGCCCAGAAGAGGCAACCAGGUUCAUGGAAGAGAUCCAUCAGGGAAUGUGCGGAGCACAUGAAGGAGCAAGGACGCUGGCGAACAAAGUUUUCAGGCAGGAAUACUACUGGCCAACAGUUAAGAAAGAGACAGAAGCGUUUGUCAGAAGAUGUGACGUAUGCCAAAGGUUAGCCAACGCAAUUAACGUCCCAACCACUCCUCAAUCCAGCAUAUCCAGCCCAUGGCCGUUCUGGCAAUGGGUUGAAGCAAUCCCCACCAUCAUAGCCAGAAAAAUGAUAGACUUUAUCUGGGGCAACAUCAUCUGCAAGUUUGGAGUACCGAGAGUACUUAUAUCAGACAACGGCAAGCAGUUUGACUGCAAGGCAUUCAAGGAGUUCACAAGAAACAUGGGCAUAUGGCACAAGUUCUCCUCAGUGGCCCAUCCUCAAACCAACAGCCAGACGGAGGUUACAAAUCGAGCUAUACUCCAGGGAUUGAAAAAGCGACUAGAUGGAGCAAAGAAGAACUAG